This is a messenger RNA of Engraulis encrasicolus (European anchovy), 3226 nucleotides long. RefSeq names its product heme transporter hrg1-A-like. The record is from RefSeq and is a predicted model, not a curated record. Gene Ontology annotation, biological process: heme transport. Gene Ontology annotation, cellular component: plasma membrane; lysosomal membrane. The coding region runs from base 365 to 799 and encodes 144 amino acids. The transcript has 3 exons. NCBI's taxonomy places the organism in Eukaryota, Metazoa, Chordata, Actinopteri, Clupeiformes, Engraulidae. Gene Ontology annotation, molecular function: heme transmembrane transporter activity; heme binding.
CUGUCUGUCGGGAACUACCUUUGGUGCUUCGACUGUAAACAUGGAAAACAAUGCAGUUUCUUGCCGUCAUUAACGUUCGGUGAAGACACGACACACAAAUUGUCGAUGUCUUGCAAUGAUUCUCUAAGAUAGCAAACAAACGGAAAUAUUUUUGUCGUGUUUUUCAAGUAUUAUUUCGCAAUUGAAGAUAACGCGCGUGUUGAUGAGCGGAGGUGGAGCUGAUGUUUCAUAAUAACUAUUUUUAGAAUAGGUCAUCCUUUAUGGUUUGAAAUUUAAAUAUUUAGCAGCCACGGGACUUGUUUAACUUUUAUCUUUCCUAGGAUAUCUUUUUUGGCGUCAGUGAGUCCUCGCAUCCAGCCUCCCGAUGGCGAUUAAUAAAACAUACAUCAGCAUAGCCUAUGCCUCUUUUGGCAUGGUUAUGGGAUUUUCCGCUUUUUUGGUGUGGAAUGUUGCCUAUAAACAGCCAUGGACAGCGGCAAUGGGUGGAUUAUCAGGUGUGCUGGCUCUGUGGGCGCUGGUGACCCAUGUGAUGUACCUGCAGGACUACUGGCGCACCUGGCUGAAGGGCCUCAAGUUCUUCCUCUUCAUCGGCCUCUUCUUCUGCCUCCUGGCCACCAUCGCAUUCUUCACCUUCCUCUCCGUCGCCAUCAUACGCAAAGAAUCGUUCACGGACCCGGCCAGCCUGUUCCUGUCGUGUGUGUGGAGCUUCAUGACUCUGAAGUGGGCCGCGGUGCUCUCCCUCUCUGCCCAUCGUUACCGCAAGGAGUUCGCAGACAUCUCUAUCCUCAGUGACUUUUAAUGCACAACGCACAUGUGCGCACGCACACACACACACACACACACACACACACACACACACACACUUACAUAUUACAUAUUUUACACAUUACAUACACACAUGCCCACAAAGCGACACAUUUUACCACAGAGUUCAGACAUUGACAUCCUCAGUGACUUUUAACACAAAACACACACUUUACAGAUGCACAUUCUUUAAUGCACCACUUUAUAUGCUUGUGUGGUUACAGUGCAUAGACAUACAAGGGCAAGAAAAGAUGCGUGCGGGCACAAACACACACACUCACACACACACGCUCCUAUACAAUUGCUACAUGUGUGGACCUUGUGUCAUAGUAAGAUGACACUCUGAGGAUCCAAGAGGGAGUGAAUGGCACAGACGGCUGUGUAGUUGUGUGGUAUGACUGGGAGAAGAUGGAGAAAGAGAAAGAGAGAGAAAGAGAGAGAGAAAGAAAGAGAGACCGUUGAAAUUCUUGUGAUUUUUCUUUUCUUUUCAUUUUUCAAUAUUCACUCCCCACCCUUUUUUGUCUCCUCUCCUGUACUGUGCAAAACGUCAUGCUUUUAUGACCUUAUUUUAAACGUCAUCUCCUGAUACACAAGUGAUGUAUGUACUUUGUAUGUAUGGUGGAACUUCUUGCCUUUCCUGUUUCUCCUAUCCAACCUGUCUGUGUGAUAUCUGCCACUUUAUUAUUUUAUUUUUUUACAACAAAACAGACUAACAAGCAAAUGACAGAACAAAACACAUUCAUGCACACAACAAAAACGCAUCCCAGCAACAGAACCAUUUUACCACUGGCUUGUAAUCCACCAUCUGUACCACAGGAGGGCGGUGUGCUCCACUGUUUGACUUUGUCAAAGCCUGCGCUGGCCAUUGCUGUGUAACCCACAUGUGUCCGGGUAUGCUCUGCACACCUUCAUUAGAGACUUUUGUACAGUAUGUAGCCAUGACGAUGGAAGAAGUGGACCUCGCCGACACCUACACACCCCCCACCCAUCCACUGCCUCCCCAACCUGACUUCCACUCCCUCCUCCCUCAACCCCAGCUAGCUUGCCCACAGGGAGAUGCGAUUGCACUUUUUUUACGAUGGCUACUCGUGUCCUAGAGCCCACUUCACUAGUGGCCAUCCUGAUGAUCUUGGGACGUAUGGAAGCCUGGGUGUCUCUGGUGUGUGUGUGUGUGUGCGUGUGUGUGUGUUUCAAUAACCCCCCUCCCAAGGCAUUAUUAUUAUACACGUGAAGCUUUUCCCUUUUCAAAACACAUCUCUGUACAGAUGUGCACAUACCAAAUGAUCAUAGACUAGCAUGCUGAUUUUUUGUUUAAUUGCAUUUUUGUUUGCUAUUCUAAUGCAGUGGUGACUAAACAAUGUUAAAAGUGUUCUGUCAGUCUCUCAAUGUUCGAUUGUCACUAAAGGAAGUUGAGGAUUCAAAGGAUCAAUAUUGGAAUAGCUGUUUGUCAAAGAGCCCUUUUUUAUUAUUGUGUUUGAUAACUGUUGCUGAAUGUCUUUGAUGGAAGAUUGUUAGAAUGAAAGACAAGGCAAGGGAAUUUUUAUUUUAUUUUAUUGUAUUGCAGAGUUUUUAUAGCAUUCUCGUUAUUGUUUGAAGCCGAUGGUGUUGUGUGAGGGGAUCUUUUGUUGUCUGAGCGAUGACCUCACAGAGGAAAUGUGAAAGGCUGACUCCAGAUCAGCGAAUCAGUGGUGUCAUCACAAGAGGUCAUGACCUGAACCCUGCUCCGUGGCGGGACUCACUAGUUUCACGCCGUCUCAGCCGGUGAAUGGGGGGGAUUUGGGGUUGUGCGUAACAAGCAGUUGCAUUGGGGUGUCGUUUGCUAAAUCACUUCUUUUAAAUCGGUUGCUUAAAUAACCAAUAAGCCUACUAUAGUUUAUUUGAUGGUGUACUUCAGCUGAAAACACGUAGCCUACCAGCUAUCCUCUGCACCGUGGGGCAGCUGUCAUUCUGAAUGACGUCAGGCGCAAGUACAGCCCUCCCGGCCGAGACGGCGUGAAACUAGAGUCCAAUUCAGUGGCCUCAGAUCAACCCAACUGAACACACCAAACAACCAAUUAUGCUUGUCUCUUUCCAUAUAGUAACCAUGACUGAUUAUUUUUGUCUUUUUUAGGGCCAGAGCACAGAAGGCACCUAACACUUUUUUUGCUCUGUUUCUUCUCAUAAUUUUUUCUUGUUUGUCUUUUUGUUGCUUUUGUCUUUAAUUUGUGUUUAUUUACAGUAUGGGUAGGCCUUCAUAGUCGCAUUGUAAUGCAUUUAUGAUAACUCGACUCACUUGUCAGGUGAAUAUCCAAGUGCAUCCUCAUCAUCAUCAUCAUCAUCGUAAUGCGCUGUUAUAAUAACAGUCGUUUUUCAAGUAUGAUAUAAUGUGUGUAUGUACUGUCUUCGAAAGGCACACUAAUAAAAAUGUACUUUUAUGAGAGAA